This is a messenger RNA of Lathyrus sativus (Indian pea), 963 nucleotides long. The record is from the annotation of a GenBank genome assembly. Lineage: Eukaryota; Viridiplantae; Streptophyta; Magnoliopsida; Fabales; Fabaceae.
AUGGCACUUGAAACCGUUGUUUUUCCUCAAGAUCCAUUCAAUUAUAGCUACAAGGAUAAUUACUUCAACUUAUUAAGUAAUGACUAUGGUAAUUGUAGUACUUUACAAGCGGAAGAACAAGAGAAUGUUCUCCUAGGAAUCAUCAACAACAACAACAACAACGUAGUAGAACAACAAAAUCUCCAUGCAAAAUGGGAUUCUUGUUCGGUUAAAGAUCAAUGGGAAUAUACACACUCUUCUUCUCCUGAAAUCUGCACCGUUGAUCAAACUAUCAAAGCUCCUCCUUCAACAACAACGGAAGCUGCUACAGCUACAGAAACUGCCACGUGUCGGAGAAAACGACGUCGUAUCAAAAGUGCGAAGAACAAAGAGGAAAUUGAAAACCAGAGGAUGACUCAUAUCACUGUUGAAAGAAAUCGUAGGAAACAAAUGAAUGAGUACUUGAACGUGCUUCGAUCUUUGAUGCCUUCUUCUUAUGUUCAAAGGGGUGACCAAGCUUCAAUUAUUGGGGGAGCCAUAAACUUUGUAAAAGAGUUAGAACAACUUUUACAGUCGAUGGGGGGCCAGAAGAAAACGAAGGAAAACAUAUCCUUAAAUGGACCACCUUUUUCUGAGUUUUUCACUUUUCCUCAGUACACAACUCACAGCAACAAUAACAACAACCUUACUAUGGAACAAAAACAAUGUGCUGUAGCAGACAUUGAAGUCACCAUGGUAGAUUCUCAUGCCAACAUCAAAAUACUUUCCAAGAAACAAACAGGACAGUUUAUGAAAAUUGUUCUUGGGUUACAAAAUCUUAGGCUCACCAUUCUUCAUCUUAAUGUCACAACUCUUGAUCCAAUGGUUCUUUACUCAGUCAGCGUCAAGGUAGAGGAGGGGAGUCAGCUGAAUAGUGUGGAUGAAAUUGCGGCUGCUGUGAAUCAACUAUUAAGGACAGUUCAACAAGAGUUGGCUUAUCAAUGA